CUCGGGCGUCGCGUCGAGUGGGCUACAGGGCAGACGCGCCAGGCAGCCGUUACCGCCAGUGUGUACUUGGCCUUGUUCGAGAAAGGUUGUGACUUCCCAGUUCCUGUAGACACGAGCAAGAUGGUGAAGGCUAAGGUAUGGGUACUGGAUCGUAGGCCUCUGGGUGAACCAACAAUCGAAGACUUCAAACUCCUAGAGGAAGACCUACCCCCUUGUUCUGACGGAGAUGUGGUUAUUGCGGCGGAGUGUCUUAGUGUUGACCCAUAUAUGAGGUAUAGGGCCAGAAAGAUGCCAUUGAAGACUACCAUGCCAGGCGGACAGGUGGCAAGGGUGUUGGAGAGCAAGAGCCCCUCCUGGCGGGUGGGUCAGUACAUGGUGUGCUAUCCAGGGUGGCGGUCACACACACUCGUCACUGCCAAGGAACUUAAAGAGGGAGGAUUGGGCAGCUAUACACCUCUCCCUGACCUCAAAGACUUCCCCAAGAGUACUGGUCUCGGUGUGGUUGGUAUGCCUGGCAACACAGCAUACUUCGGGUUCUUGGAGCUGUGUCAACCAAAAUCGGGGGAAACUGUGUUGGUGAAUGGGGCAGCGGGAGCGGUGGGGAGUGCUGUAGUCCAGAUAGCUAAGAUUAAAGGAUGUAAGGUGAUAGCCUCAGCAGGUAGUCAAGAGAAGUGUGAGUGGGUUAAAAGCCUGGGUGCUGAUCAUGUCUUCAACUACAAGACUACCAGCGUUACCCAAGCUCUCAAGGACGCUGCUCCAGACGGUAUCAACUGUUACUUUGAUAAUGUUGGGGGACAGUUCACCCUUGAGGCACUACCGCAUAUGGCUGAUUUUGGCAGAGUAUCGUUAUGUGGCGCCAUCUCUACCUACAAUGAUGAAACCAGAGACAAGGGUCAACUCGUAGCUAACAGUCCUUUCGAUGCGGGACUGAUCAUCACAAAACAGCUCCGUGUGGAAGGCUUUCUCGUCCCCCGGUGGAUCGCUCGUUGGAUGGAGGGUCUCAACCAGCUCAAGCAGUGGGUGGUGGAGGGCAAACUCAAGUAUCAGGAGACGGUUACUGAAGGUUUUGAGAACAUGCCCAAAGCUUUUAUUGGCCUCUUCCAUGGUGACAACAUUGGUAAGGCUAUCGUUAAUGUAUAGGUGACACUCUCCCGUACAACAAGUGGCACUGUCCAGUAAAGCAAGUGGCACUCUCCAGUACAAGUGGCACUGUCCAGUAAAGCAAGUGGCACUCUCCAGUACAAGUGGCACUCUCUUCUGUAACAACAAGUGGCUCUCUCCAAGACAAGUGGCACCCUCUAUGACAACAAGUGGCACCCAGGACCAAAAUACAGCAUGGGGGGGUUUUAGAACACUUUGACAAUGAGAAGCACACUUAAGACAAUAUUCGCCAACGUUCCAAUACUAUACAAAGGUCACACAACGAUACGGAAGUUGAUGCCACAAAAAAUAAAUAAACAUGUAGUAAACUUAUGGAAGUUCCUCAAUAUACCUUUUAUUAUAGACAGAUUUCACCCAGCGAACAACGUGUGUGUGUGUGUGUGUGUGUUUGUUUAAAUUUACUCGACGAGUGAAGUAACAAUUUGUAACUUCACUACAGGGAGGAACAGGGAAUUCUCCCAUGUUUGGGAGUUCAGGUUUCACAAAAAUUAAACACAGUUGAAGCUACACAUAUACAUUCAUAAGCAUUUUCAACUUCACAAACAUUAACACAGCAUAACAUACGAGAGACAACGUACAUAUCAAUGGAUGACACGAAAAACGAGUUAGACAUGUUUUAUGGGAUAGUGAGCCAGUACAUGCCCACAGUGCCAACAGAGACGUGACAGACCGCCCAAGUACACUAAAGUAAAAGUUUGCCCUGGCGUCUCUCUUGUGUGGCAAGACUUCGCCCACCAACACCGGCGCCAAGUGAGGAAGCUGCCCUGGACCUUCCCCCUGAGAGCGGAUCACCGCUUUACCAGAACAUUCUACAGGGCUGGUUAGAAGGAAGAUUCAUCUGCAGCUGUAGGAAAUCUAUGUACUUUGUUUUAUUGAUUUUGUUUUGGUAAUUGUUUGAUGCCAGUGCUGUUCAUUUAAAAUUUGUGUGAGUGGUGUCAAGCGUUAAAUUUUUGUGAUUAUUUUCUUAGUAAACAGAUUUCCUCUCUAA
Molecule: messenger RNA, 2149 nt
Organism: Homarus americanus (American lobster)
Lineage: Eukaryota; Metazoa; Arthropoda; Malacostraca; Decapoda; Nephropidae
Product: prostaglandin reductase 1-like
Exons: 9
Coding region: 121-1140 (339 amino acids)
Biological process (GO): prostaglandin metabolic process
Cellular component (GO): cytoplasm
Molecular function (GO): 2-alkenal reductase [NAD(P)H] activity; 15-oxoprostaglandin 13-reductase [NAD(P)+] activity
Source: RefSeq, a predicted model, not a curated record